AUGGCCACAGCUGCCUACUUUGCCGCCGAGUGCCUUGUCUCCAUGUCCAGCCGGGCGAUCAUCCAUGGUCCUGCUGAAGGACCAAGACUUCCACCUGUUGGGAUGGCUUCUGCCCUCACGGACUUGACUCCCAAGGAGAAACCUGAAGGGAAGGAGGCAGGAAGAGACAAUGGAGGGGGCACCUCAGUGUACGCCGUGGCCAGCAUCUUGGCUGACUUAAACCAACAUCUUCCAAAGUCUUCCUCGCUUCAGCUGGAGAAGGGUCAGAGAAUGGAGCGAAAGGAGGAAGGCAAACCCCCUCUUCCGCAGGGAGCGCUUGGCCAAGACCAGAUCCUGCCAGCCAGCAAGUGUGGAGGAGAAAGAGCAGCCACACCUACCAACUUGGCGGCAGUCAAUGAGCCCAGCCCGAAACAAAGGAGCAGGAGAGGACGGUGCCAGCUUGACCCUGAAUUACCUCAGAAAAAACACAAAUGCCACUAUGUGGGAUGUGAAAAGGUUUACGGCAAGUCUUCUCAUCUGAAAGCUCACCUGAGGACCCACACAGGCGAGAGGCCGUUCGAAUGCCGCUGGGAAGACUGCAACAAGAAGUUUGCCCGUUCCGAUGAGCUGGCCCGGCACUUCCGCACUCACACGGGCGAGAAGAAGUUCUCCUGCCCCCUCUGCGAAAAGCGCUUCAUGCGGAGCGACCACCUCACCAAGCACGCCCGCCGCCAUGCCAACUUCCACCCUAACAUGCUCAAGAGAAGGAGUGGCUGCAGCUCCAGGACGGGGUCUCUGAGUGACUAUAGCCGGUCCGAUGGGUCCAGCCCCAGGGACAGUCCCAGCAGCUCCCCCUAGAAACCCCCCUGGGCCAGGCCCCCUGCACUUUGCCCUCCGCCUUUUCAUCCAGUUCUUCGGAGUUUUCCUUUGCGUCGUAAUGCUUGGCUUGGCAUCCUGCCUUUAAACGAAGGAAGGAAGAAGACUUUGGCCUUGUUUUUAACGGGAUGAGAGAGAGAGAAGGGUCUUCUCCUGCAACGUUGCUGCAGGGGGGGGGGGAAAUAUGGCACCGUAGGACUCGCGUUUUACAUGUUUUCCUCCAUGGUCCUUCCAGGAACCUAUUCUGGACAUUUCUUUUUUUUUUCUGUCUCUCUCUCUCUCUUUCUGUAUUUUUAAGCCUUAAGAAGAUGCGCCUUUGUGUAGUUCUUUUGCUCAGGUGUCAAAGGAAAUUUUGUAGGGAAACCAAAAUGCAAAACCAAGAAUGUCUCUACAGCCGGGUUGAUUCUAAUUUUCCUCCACCAAACUCUCCUCUUACUCAGGGAUCUAUUUAUGUACCAUGAAGACACAUCCAGCAGCAGCCUUGUUUGAUAAACACUUUUUGCACUCAGAACCGUGGGUUCAGCCCUUCCUUGCACACAGCAAGGCUAAUCUUUGCACUCAAAUGAUUUCAUUUCACAGUUAGGGUAAAUUCUUGGAGAGACUGGACCAUUUCCUCCACAAUUUCAAUCAACUAGUCCUCAUUUUUUUCCUCUUUCUUCAGGUGACUUCAUGCUGAGAUUAUUCUACCACCGCCAGUUUCCUGUUGCAAGAAGAAGAAGAAAAAAAAACGUAUAAAAAGUUUAUACUCAUAAAAGAAUCGCAGGGGGCAAGUGAUUUUUUAAAAAAAAAAACUGAAGUAGGUGCCUUAAUCAUGUUUUUAUUCUAAAUCUAGAAAAAUAUAUUUACACUGGGGAACAUUAUAUUUAUGUACCAAAGGGCAGAAUGGUGCUCUGUAGGGAUUACAGCUUGUGACAGCUUCCAGAGAUGAAGUUCUGAGCUGAACCCUUUUACCUGCUUCUCGGUAUGCCUCGCGCAAAAGUAGACAUGAAGUGGGCAUCAAUUUGAAUAAUGUUCCAUAUCCUCCUCUUAAAGAAAAGAAAAACUCCUCUGAAAACUGUGUUUCAGAGUCAUCCAGACUUCGUCAAGGUAUUUGCGCUGGUUUCCGGCCCUUUUUGGCUUAAAAGCCGAAGAGUCUACGAAAUUCUGCAUUACAAUAAAAUGGUCAGUACAUAAUCAGAUGGAAGCAAGCAAUGGUGAUCAGGAAUUGCUGUCAUUUGGCGGGCAGUGGAAGCACAACCUGCAUCUAGAAAGUGUUAAAAAGAUGGUGUUUUAGCUCAACAGCACUUCACAAUUUUCCUCAUUGUUAGUGUAGCGUAGGGCCUGAAGGACGUACCUAAAUCUUCUCCUCCAACCAGCAAACUCUACAAUCUUCCAAAAGAUUCCCCAUGUUCUUGUGUAGCAGUUUGGACCACUCAUCCCUCCAGAAGUCCCACCAAGAGGAAGGAACUCCUGCAUCCAAGUGGAACCAGUCAACAUGGACCCAAGUCCUUCCUCAAAGGAUUUGUGACUGCUUAAACAGCUUAACUCAGCAGGAGAGAUCCAUG
Protobothrops mucrosquamatus (brown spotted pit viper) is the source of this 2399-nucleotide messenger RNA. RefSeq names its product Kruppel like factor 13 (gene KLF13). The transcript has 2 exons. Gene Ontology annotation, biological process: regulation of transcription by RNA polymerase II. The record is from RefSeq and is a predicted model, not a curated record. NCBI's taxonomy places the organism in Eukaryota, Metazoa, Chordata, Lepidosauria, Squamata, Viperidae. Gene Ontology annotation, molecular function: DNA-binding transcription factor activity, RNA polymerase II-specific; RNA polymerase II cis-regulatory region sequence-specific DNA binding. Bases 1 to 837 code for a protein of 278 amino acids.